Colletotrichum tamarilloi is the source of this 237-nucleotide messenger RNA. RefSeq lists its product as uncharacterized. The record is from RefSeq and is a predicted model, not a curated record. The transcript is spliced from 2 exons. Lineage: Eukaryota; Fungi; Ascomycota; Sordariomycetes; Glomerellales; Glomerellaceae. The coding region runs from base 1 to 237 and encodes 78 amino acids.
AUGUCAACGGUCUUUCAUGUCACUGUUCACGUUGCGCCGCAGGAUGUCUCGAGAUUUCUGCGGGCUGCGGAGCCGACAAUUGAAAAGAUGAAGAAAGAGUCCGAGCUGAUGUAUUUCGAGAUGUAUCAAGUUCAUGACUCUCCUGGUACGAUUACGUGGAUUGAGAAAUGGUCAGAGCCAGUAGACUGGAUAAUGAAGGUUAGUUGGAGUGGCUUCCCGUGUAUGGCCUUUGGCUGA